UCUCGUCGCGUGCUCUGGCAGUGGAACUUAAUAUUACUUAUCACGUUAAUAGCUUCAAACACGUCUUGAGGUUACAAGAAUAAUAAUAAUAGAGUUUACAAAUCAUUUAGGCCACAGACGAACUUGAGGAUUUGUACAUUUGGGCUAAUUGUUAACUCAGCCUGAUAAUGAUUGUCAACACAAAACAAACAAUAUCAUAGUGCGGCGUCCAUCUAAACAACGUUGUAACUAAACACCCAUAAAUGGUACAAACACUAUGUAAAAUAUCUCUAAGAGUUAGGCGAAGGAACAAGAGUAAAAGGUCCUGUACACUAGAGAAGAAACAAAGGGAGUUGGAAGAAAACUUCAUGUGAACGAACUCAUUUUUCUUCCAAAAGGUAAGUUGUAACUGACACGUUGUUGAACCUUUGUAACAAACACAAACACGAGUUUAAUGAACAUGGCUGUUGACCUUUACAAAUUCCUAGCCAGAAAUAUGUUUGUCCUGUCUUUUAUCUUUCAUUUCUCACCUCACAAGACCUAUAUCUUUAAUGUGAGUGUAAUGAGUCGAUGAAUCAUCCGUCUUAGCUUACUAACUAUGAUUUAUCCUUCUGGCUUCGACGCCCGCAUUGUUGGGAUACCGUAGAGCUUUCUUAUGCUACGUAGAAGCAUUCCCAAAUACAUGACCUCAGAUAAUAUGUCUUUAAACACGUUUUUAAUCUGCAAAAUCUACAAACACGACUUCAAACAUGGCAAAUGUGAACUUCCUCUCGAGUCUCUACGGCGUACAAACUGAAUUAUGGCUCCGUAUGCAAUAAUUUAAAGCAUUUUUCGAUAUUUUAAGCUUGUGUUUGCACGAUUGAAUGAUUGAAGUUAAACGUACCCCAAAACGUACUUACAAAAUGACAACGUUAAAGAUGGAUAUUCCAGGAGCCACUGCCAAGCCUCUAUGCCGGCUCAAAAGUCCCAAAAACCUUAAGUCAGUGUUAGAAAAAGCGCGGGAGGUUCUGGCCAYGUCUGCGCUGACACCAAUCGGUUCCCGCCUCAAGGCCAAAUCCGAGUGCAGUGUGUCGGACCUGAGUGACUGUGGCAGCCAAGGAAGUGAAUAUGGCUACUCUGCCCUUCACGAGGCUGUCAUAUCACAUGAUUUAGAGUACAUGGAUUUUUUAUUGAAGACGGGUUGUGAUUUAGAGCAAAGAGACGAGAAUGGCUUUACCGCACUUCAUGUUGCAACGUUGGAGAAGGCCGUUGAAGCAGUUGAUCGGUUGAUCAGUGCCGGAAGUAAUGUCGAGAGCUUGACUAAGGAAGGGAUGUCCUCACUCCACAUAGCCGUCGAAAUCCAAGACAAUGACCAAGUCCUCACUCAUCUUGCUGCCUCAGACUCUACCAUUAACAUCAGAAAUAAAGUCGGUCGAACUGCUCUUCACCUGUCCGCAAGGAGCGGAAAUCUAGAAUAUCUGAAAAUCUUACUGGACGCGGGAUGCGACCGGGAGAUUAAAGACAAGUUUGGGAUGAAAGCUGUUGAUGCAGCGAGAGCAAGAAACCGUGACGAAUGUGUAGAAUUCUUGCUGUCUUACGUGCCACAAAAACGGAAUCUGACAACAUCUGAAGACAAGGAGGACAGCGUGGAAAAACGACUUGAUAACUGCAGAAAACUUUUAUUGAAUGGAUCUUCUAUGUCAGCAAACAAAAACUUCGAUAACGAUUUAAAAGCAGAACAAAAAGACGAAACGACAAAAGUUGACAGUAGUAGCUUGACGUUGCCAGAGAUUUUUGUCUGCGAAAUGAACCUGGAAAACAUGAUAGAGAAAACUAGAAUUUUGGUCGAUGAGGAACCGAGAGUUACCCAGCUUCAAAUUUGCACAACGGCUUCUUACGAACUAGUUAUAAAUAUUGAGAACUCGGCAAAAGAACAAGAAAUGUUUGAAUUUGAAAACAACAAUGGAACUAUCGAUACAAAACUUGCACAAGAAGAAAAUAUUAUAAAACAAAUGAAGGAAAAAGCAGGGGAAAAAGUGAAUGGAGAGAUAGAAACUUGGGAAACAAAUGAAAUUUUAACAAAUAAAACAUCAAAGCAAACAUCAAAAGAUGUUGCAUCGAGUGAACAAUUCGACGUCCAAAAAACAGAGGAGAAUUACAUCUCUAAAUGUGUGCCACUUUCGUCUAUUAUCUUGAACAAAAGCGGUGAAAAUGGAUGCUCCGUGAAUAAAAGUGAACGCCUGGUGAAAUCCUUAAGUAGUUUUCAAUAUCCUGGUGUAAAUGAACCAGAAAUGCUUCUUGAAAAUAACAAAUUUGAUGAUAAUUUUUCAGACAAAAAAUAUCGCGUGAAUGCGUUGCACAGCACAACUAGAAUCGCAAUAGAUUCAGGGGAACUAUUCAAACUUCUCACGAAGAUCUCAGAACUAAAACAUGACCGAGAAGUAAGAGUUGAUAAGGCGUUGAAAUUUUCAGCACUCGUCCGCUGUAAGGAAGAAUCAUCUUCUAUUCUAGGGUUGAUGCCAGUGUCUUUAUUGAGCGUAAAAUUGAAAGAUGAAGACUUUUUUCCUCCAUGGAUGUUAGAUAAAGCAGUUAUGAAUGGGUGGUUGAGGAAUGGCUUUCAAAUAACAAACCGUGGCUGUGAAUCAAAGAAAAUCAUUUCACAAGUCUUAAAAGGUCUGAAAUUGUCGAUGAAUGAUGCUAUUUCUACCUGCUCAAAUAACAGUGCUCUCCAAUGCGAUAAACAAGAAUUGUGUCAAGGUUUUCUUCAAAAUGGAAAAAAAUGGAGGCCUCAGAAUAAUACGUGCGAAGAUGAAGAUUUAGUGGAACUAUUUAUCAAAGCAUGUUGUGCAAUCAAAAAUCAACCAUCCGAGGCUUACGCAAUUUUAGAGAAAUUCUGUGACAAAAUUUCUUUCAAAGAACAAGAAGAAUUUAAAGAUUUGACAAAUAAGAUUUUCAUUUGCUGUAAUUUGUCAAACUGUGGAGUCAAAUCUAAAGUCCAUUCAAUUGAUCUUGGAAACUUUUUGGAAGCUCUUGAUCAUGUUGUGCGAUACGAUAAAUGCCCUGUGCAUUUCGUAGCAGCUGUACUGGACAACAUCAUGGCGCAUCAAGAAUGCAUGAAUUUAAUCCUCACGAGUCGAACUAAUUUUCUCGAGUUUGCGCUGAACAGAGCAAUCUCUUGCGAGGAAAAAAUCUGGGACGAAGAAAGAAUUGCAGCGAUUUUUUUGCUGCUUUGCAGAAUACUCGAAGAUAAAGUGGUAACCCUGUUUCGCUUCGUUGAUAUUCUUCUUGGACUCGUGCUUUCUCGACAUGACAUUAGCAACACCGUUUUAAGUUCUUGUAUUCUUGUGCGAAUGGGUCUUUUGAAAAGCGAGUUUAGAAUAGAAAUAAUAGAAAACCUUAAAGGUCCUUUCGAAGCGCUAAAACAUGUCUUUACGCAAGACUACUUCCCAAGAUCCCUUGCGAGUUUAUUUGUUUCUUUUCUAGCCAAGCCAAGCCCUCGUUUUGCUCAUUUGAGAGAUCUUCACAGUCAAGCCCUCAAAUCUGCCCUUCUCAAAGAAAUCCUUCCACAGCUAAAGGAUCAAGACGCUAAUGUGCUAGGUAAAGGCUUAAAGCGAAUCUGUGAUGUCCUUGCGCUUGGAGAAUACUGGGAAAUCGCUGACCACUGCUCUAAAGUUCUUUUUAUAAAAGCUUUGGAAUCAACAAAAUAUAGGGAGAUUGAACUAGGGCAAUCAAUUCUGGUUUAUUUUGGCCUGAUAAAGAGCGAAGAUAAACUUGAAACUAUUAAAGACAUUGGAACCGGAAUGAAACUUCUGCAACAUGUUGCUAAUGGCAAUCAUAUCCCACACUCCAUUGCGAUAAUGGUGAGUGUAUUUCUUAACAAAGAGAGCAGGCGCCUGGAAUUUUACAAAGAUGACAUCGAAUACCUAUUGAAUAUUUUACAGAAUUGAAAUUAUUCAUACCUUAGUAUAUACAUAACGCAAUAGUUUUAUAUUUAUAUCAAAAGAUGUAAUUUUUUAAUAAUAAU
Molecule: messenger RNA, 3982 nt
Organism: Actinia tenebrosa (Australian red waratah sea anemone)
Lineage: Eukaryota; Metazoa; Cnidaria; Anthozoa; Actiniaria; Actiniidae
Biological process (GO): signal transduction
Molecular function (GO): protein binding; GTPase activator activity
Source: RefSeq, a predicted model, not a curated record